This is a messenger RNA of Theileria annulata, 1092 nucleotides long. Its product is annotated as serine/threonine kinase, putative. Gene Ontology annotation, cellular component: chromosome passenger complex; spindle microtubule; spindle midzone. The coding region runs from base 1 to 1092 and encodes 363 amino acids. The record is from RefSeq and is a predicted model, not a curated record. Gene Ontology annotation, molecular function: protein kinase activity; ATP binding. Lineage: Eukaryota; Apicomplexa; Aconoidasida; Piroplasmida; Theileriidae. Gene Ontology annotation, biological process: regulation of cytokinesis; mitotic spindle organization; protein phosphorylation. The transcript is spliced from 4 exons.
AUGUUGAACGGCUAUGAUUGCAGCUGCACAAGACAAACAGCGUCUGCAACGGACAUAGCAUCGAAAAGUAGCUCCCACUCGCUAUGGUUCACCUUAGACGACUUCGAUAUCGGCGGUGUUCUUGGCGAUGGAGCGCAUGGUAGAAUAUUUUUAGCAAGGGAACGCAGAACUGGGUUUAUCUGUGUUUUAAAAUGUAUUUCAAAAGCUCAACUCGUUGGAACGGGUCAGGAAUCGAUGUUUAAGCGUGAAAUAGAGUUGCAUUCUCAUCUACGACAUCCAAAUAUUUCAUGUUUGUAUACUUGGUUUACUACAAAGACGAUGAUAUUUAUGGUGAUUGAGUACUGCCAUAACGGAGACCUCUACAGUUACUUGAUGAGGAAGAAACGCAUACCUGAGAAGGAGGUGUGUGAAAUUAUGUUCCAAGUCAUCUGGGCUCUAAGGACUUGCCACGACAAGCACAUUGUUCACCUUGAUAUAAAGCCUGAAAAUAUCCUCCUAGACCAAAACAACGUCGUUAAACUCGCUGAUUUCGGACUCUCUGCACAUAUCAACUUUUCCAAAAACAAUUCCACCACCAAACCCGUCAACGGUGUAAAUAAUAUAAAUGGAAACUCAAACACUGGAAAUGGAAACACAAAUAAUAUAAACGGAAAAGUGAAUGUGGAUGAUGAAAAUUUGAAUUUUCUAAGAGGAACGUACGAUUAUUGGUCACCAGAGCAAUGCACAUAUAAAUAUAAUAGUGAAAAGAAAUUCGGAGAGUUUGGACCUAAAACAGAUAUUUGGACCAUUGGCGUACUGGCCUUUGAGCUUUUUUUCGGCCUUUCACCUUUCGGCUCAACAACUGAAGAAAGGCUGGACGUAGUUUUAGAACGUAUUCAAACGCUCGAGUGGUUUGAAUUUUGGCAAAAAAAGUACAAGAACCUUUACCUGAAUGAGAUGUCCAAUGAGUUUCGCGACUUUCUCGACAAGUGCUUCAUAAAGCAGUCUCACCUUAGGCCUGACGCAUCUCAACUGCUUCAGCACCCAUGGAUUAAAAUGUACAAUAUUCAUCGAUUUACAGAUUCCGUAUUUCUCAAUCAACCCAGAACAUAG